GAUGUUGAUAAUAAAAACAACCUGAUUCACAAUUCACAAGUAGGACUACUCUGGUGUGUACGACACACACUGUAUUGUAGCCUCUUUAGAGAAUCACAGAGAAUUGUUUACUAUUACGAGAGAGAAGUCACGUCUGCAAUGUCAUAAAUGCGCAGCAUUAAAAAAAAAAAACAUAUCUUGAAUUUCUAUCAAAUUUGAAUUAUUUGGCAAUGUGCUUUCAAUCGAAAAGUCUAGUUUUUUUCAUGUGAAUUUUAUGUGAGACUGUUCUGAAAGUGAUCUAAAGGAGACAAUCUCAGACACGAGAUUUACUUACGUUUUUUUUGAGAGAGUAAUAAUGUCCAAAUAUGAUACAGUUAUACAUCUUGUUGCUGGAGGAACUGCUGGUACCGUUGGUGCAAUUAUAACAUGUCCAUUAGAAGUAGUUAAAACACGUUUACAAUCGUCCACAUCAGGUUUUCAUAUUGAAAAAUUGAAUGUACCACGUAUUGCUACCGAUAAACCUAGUGUGCAUGUUACAUGCAAAACUAUACCACCAGAGCAACGGAGACGAUUCUUAUGCACAACAAUAUUACGUACAACAAAACCAACGGCCGCUACAACAGCUGCAUCUGUUGUAACUCUGUCACAUUGUGGAGGUGGUCUUAGUAAUUCAACACGACGAUUAAGUUUAAUUCAGUGUCUUAGGUAUAUAAUUGAACAUGAAGGACCAGGGGCAUUAUUUAAAGGACUUGGUCCAAAUCUUAUCGGUGUUGCACCUUCUAGAGCGAUAUAUUUUUGUGCAUAUUCACAAUCAAAAAAAUUCUUCAAUACCGUAUUACCUCCAGACACACCGAUCGUACAUGUAUCAUCAGCCUGUUGUGCUGGUUUUACAGCCAGUACAGCAACAAAUCCUAUAUGGUUCGUGAAAACACGCUUACAAUUAGAUAAAGCCAACGAAUUGACCGCAAUGCAAUGUAUUCGGAAAAUAUACAGGCAAUCGGGAAUUCGUGGUUUUUAUAAAGGAAUUACAGCAUCUUAUAUGGGAAUAUCAGAAACUGUAAUACAUUUUGUAAUAUAUGAAGCUGUGAAAGCACGAUUAAUUGCACAUCGUACACGACAAAAUUUGGAUGAUCGAUCGUCAAAAGAUUUUCUUGAAUUUAUGGCAGCUGGUGCAUUUUCAAAAACAAUUGCAUCAUGUAUAGCAUAUCCACAUGAAGUGGCACGAACUCGUUUACGUGAAGAAGGCAGUCGUUAUCAUUCAUUUUGGCAGACUUUAGGUUUAGUAUGGAAAGAAGAGGGUAUGCGUGGUGUAUAUCGUGGUUUAGGUACUCAACUAGUCAGACAAAUACCAAACACGGCCAUAUUAAUGGCCACAUAUGAAGCAGUCGUAUAUUUAUUAACGAAAGCGUUAAUAGAUCAUCGUUCAUCUGAAUUUUUCACGGAGGCACCAUCAAAUAUAGAUAGUACCACGUCAUUACCAUCAUCAUCAGACACAUCAUCGUCAGAGAGGCGACGAUGAUUUAGUUUGGGUAAAAUUAUUGUUGAGUUUAAUAUUUAAUUGUUAAUUAAAACAA
Chrysoperla carnea is the source of this 1553-nucleotide messenger RNA. It is a transcript of the gene Rim2, whose product is annotated as mitochondrial carrier protein Rim2. Gene Ontology annotation, biological process: pyrimidine nucleotide import into mitochondrion. Gene Ontology annotation, cellular component: mitochondrion. NCBI's taxonomy places the organism in Eukaryota, Metazoa, Arthropoda, Insecta, Neuroptera, Chrysopidae. Gene Ontology annotation, molecular function: pyrimidine nucleotide transmembrane transporter activity. The record is from RefSeq and is a predicted model, not a curated record. Bases 335 to 1498 code for a protein of 387 amino acids. The transcript has 6 exons.